CGGACGUACUGGACAUGGCCUGGCUACCGAGCAGCUCGAACGGAUCGGACAAUGCGGAUGAACGGAGCACAGCAUCCAGUGCCAGCGCCAGCUCAGCCGCCGGCAGCAGUGGGCGGCGGGAGGAGGCCAACGGCUCGCCAAGGCCAGCAGCGGCAACUGCGGGGACACCACGCCAGCCGCCGGCACUGCUGCGGCAUGCCACGCCCUAUCUGCAGCCCAAGACGGAAUCCAUUUCGGAUGGCGAUGGUGACCUGUCGGACUUCUCGCUGAACGACACCGAGGAGGAUGAGGAGGAUCUGCGCGACUAUAUCGUGCUCAACGGCAAUCAGGCGGAUGGCUGUCGCUCUUUGUCCAACUCCCCGCGCAGCGGCAGUGGCUGCGGCAAUCCAUUCACCAGCUCCCACACCUCGCCCUGCCGCAACGGACAGCUGACGGGCACCACGAAUGGCAAUGGCAUUGGCAAUGGCAACGGCAACGGCAGGGACUCUGCAGGGACUGUCGGUGGCGGUGGCGUCCGUAAGGUGUUCACCAACACCCGCGAGCGCUGGCGCCAGCAAAACGUGUCCGGGGCCUUUGCGGAGCUCCGCAAACUGGUGCCCACACAUCCGCCGGACAAGAAACUGUCCAAGAACGAGAUUCUGCGCUCGGCCAUAAAGUACAUCAAGCUGCUGACCGGCAUCCUCGAGUGGCAGCAGCGCCACGACGGGCACGGCCACGGCCACGAGCAGAACAACAACGACAAUCACAUGGCCAAUGGCCACGCACCCACAGCGGAGCACGUAGGAGAGGCAGCGGCAGCGGCAGCGGCGGCGGCGGCUACUCUGUCCGCUUUCCGGCACAUCAAGUGCGAGCGCCUGGACGGACAGCAGCGCAAUGACAAUGGCAACGGCACUGGCAAUGAUCUGCUCAUGAUUGCCCCCGAAGCAAUCAUCAAAACUGAGCUGCAGCAGCAGCAGGCCACCAGCUACUCGGAGCCACCAGCAACGCAUCCAUCCGAGACCCGAGUUCCGGCCACAGUGAAGCCGACGGCAAGCGCCUCGUCCGGCGUCAGGAGUAGCAAGCGGCGAAUCAAGCUGGAGGGCGGCCUGGGCCUGCCCACCGACCUGAGUGUGGUCAAGCGACGCAGGACAUGAGGCUGAGAGGCAGCGAGAGGCAGUGGCAACCAUCAGAUAAA
Messenger RNA from Drosophila guanche, 1174 nucleotides. It is a transcript of the gene HLH3B, whose product is annotated as protein dimmed. Gene Ontology annotation, molecular function: protein dimerization activity; DNA-binding transcription factor activity, RNA polymerase II-specific; RNA polymerase II cis-regulatory region sequence-specific DNA binding. The transcript has 2 exons. Bases 15 to 1133 code for a protein of 372 amino acids. Lineage: Eukaryota; Metazoa; Arthropoda; Insecta; Diptera; Drosophilidae. Gene Ontology annotation, biological process: regulation of transcription by RNA polymerase II. The record is from RefSeq and is a predicted model, not a curated record.